AUGGACAAUGGUGUUGCAUUUGUCUUGCAUAAUCUGGAGUUGAUCCAGAACGACCUCCAAAAACCUGAUUCGUAUGAAACUGGAUUUUCUCACCUGCGUGAAGAUUUUGAGACCCUCAAGCUGAAUCUGCUGUUCCUGAAAACAUUUCUUCUGUGUUCCGGAAUCUGGAGCAAUGACCAAUCGGAGGUAAGGCUUCGAUCUUUCUUGUCCAAGAUUGAAGCUACUGUAAACAGACCCGGGAUGGAUAUAAAAAUCCUCUAUCUUAGGGCAAAACGUGUAUUCGAUUUGAAAAGCGUGUUCACAGAUUUGAAACGCGUCGUCUCUAAUUUGCUGGGAAACAUCAAGUCCUUUAAUAAAGAAAUCAUCGACAUAUACGAAACCUUGUCGAGUUGCAGUUCAUCAGAGUCCCGCUCCCGCUUAAGAGACUGUGAACUUGUGGACUUCAUAGACUCUGUUCUACAGAAUCUGGUGAAUCUUCUCAGCCGUCGGUGUCUUGAGUCCAUGGAAGAUUACAACAGUGCUUUGGCCCUUGAAGACAAGCUUACAUUCUUGAAAAAUUUCAUUGGCUUUGCCAAAUUUCUGGGUGUUGAAGAACGUGAAUUGGAAGAUCUGUUGGCUCACAUUCAAGUUGUGGCUCUAAAUGCCGCAGGUCUCACUUACAAGUGUUUGUUUUACAAGGAAGAUGAAGAGAUGCAGGAUCCCAAGAUGUGCUCCAUAAUCAGUGAGCUACUGGAGAAAAUUAACCCCGUUGACCUCCAAGUUUAUGAGACAUAUGUCAAAGUCCUUAAAGUUUCGAAGUCCCCAAAAUCAUUGCUUGCCACGCAGACAGAUAUGCAAAUACUGCAGGAUUUUAGUGAUUCUCUCAGAAGUAGUCUUUGGGAGCUACUAGGGUCCAGUACCAGCUUCGCGGUUUCUGUGAAAGAUCAAAUGCAAAAACUCUAUGCGGGACUGAGAUUCUUGAGAAGCAUUCUAAAGGAGCUGCCGGAGAAUAUGAAUGAGCUAAAUGAUAAAAUUGUAGCUGUCAUUAGUGAGGCAGGAAUUGUAAUUUUCUCGCUCUUUCUGAAUGGAGUGAAAGAAGUGGAUGUUGACUCCUUAGUGGUUGGAGAAUCUGCUGAUUGUUGUACUAUGCUGGUCAACACCAACAAGAAUGUUACAUUCAUUGUGGCUCAGCUAAGGGGUUCAAGCAUCUCAGGAAGUCUUCCCUCCUAUCAUAGCUUCAGAGGACAAGAAGCUUGCAAGACUACCCGUUUCAAGCCACCAAGAGGUAGAGUACCAAUAACCAAUGAAAUUGUAGUUGGUUUCGAUGAUGAUGCACGAAAAGUGAUUAACCGACUCAAAAGAGGAUCAGCAACGUUGGAAAUUGUUCCCAUUGUGGGAAUGCCUGGACUUGGCAAGACCACUUUAGCCAAAAAAGUUUACAAUAGUCCCUCAGUUGAGGCUUACUUCUAUAUUCGUCUUUGGUGCUCUUUUUCGCAAGAGUAUGACACUAAAAAUUCGUUAGUUCAAAUUUUAUCUUCUGAUGGUAAACAGUCUAGGGUGAAUGAAGAGCUCAAACUUCUGGAUGAAUAUGAUUUGGCACAAAAACUCAGGCAAAUGUUAAUGGGGAAAAGAUAUCUUAUUGUUUUAGAUGAUGUCUGGGACAUUAGGGUAUGGCAUGGCUUGAGCAUUUCAUUCCCUGACAAUAGGAAUGGAAGUCGAGUCCUAAUUACAAGUCGACAAUCUAACGUAGCUUCAGAGGUACAAUUUGCUGUGGAACCUUACAAUCUUCGCAUACUUACUGAAGAAGAGAGUUGGGAAUUAUUUCAGAGGAAGGUGUUUGGAGAAGCAGAUUGUCCUCAACCACUAUGUAUGCCUGGGAAGAAAAUAGCAACAAAUUGCAAGGGAUUGCCUCUUACUAUUGUCAUCAUAGCUGAAAUUUUGUCAACUAUAAAGGAUGAUGCUUGGAGUGAAGUUGCAGAUAGUUUAACUUCAACCAUUGUGUAUGCUACAGACCAGUGCAAGAAUACAUUGGAGCUGAGUUAUAGACGCUUACCACAUCAUUUGAAGCCAUGCCUUCUGUACUUCGGAGCAUUUCGAGAAGAUCAAGAAAUUGAAACUGCGAAGUUGAUGAGGCUAUGGAUAGCUGAAGGCUUUGUACCUGCUGAAGGGCUUGUGCUAGAUACAGAGCCAAAAAGAAUAGAGGCUUUAGCAGAAGAAUACAUGAUGGAUCUUAUUGGCAGAAACCUAGUCAUGGUUGCCAAACAAAGACAUAUUGGUGGAGUCAAAACUUGUCGCAUUCAUGGUCUAUUACACGAGUUUUGUAAGGAAAAAGCCAAAGAAGAAAAUUUCCUACAGGUGUUGCAUGGCUAUGGUGAACUUUCCACUUUUAAUGAGCACUCCUGCAUCGAGAGGUUGUCCAUUUGGUCCAAGGUAGAGCAUUUUAAAAAGUCAAUGCUAUUUUGUCCACAAAUAUGCAGUCUACUAUUGUUUAGUCAGAUUGAAGAGUCUGAUUCAUUCAUGGCUGAUAUAUCAUUUGUCUUUUGCAUCUACAAAAGCCUUCGAGUGUUGGAUUUGGAGCAAAUUUUUCUGCGGUGUAAGGUCUUUCCUAGAGAAGUAGAAGCUCUUGUUAAGUUGAGAUACUUGGGUGUUCAGGGUGCAGUGAGUUCCAUUCCUCCCUCCAUAGAGAAGCUCUCCAACUUAGAAACUUUUGUUGUGAUUGCUGAAUCUGGUACUGUUUCAUUGCCAGAUACCAUAUGGAAUAUGACCAAGUUGAGGCAUCUACAUGUGGUGGGCAGGAAAGUUUGUUGUUCUUUGCCGAGUGAAAAUCUUGGAAACACCUCUGACCUCUGGAAUUUAGACACUUUUUCCACCUUGAUUGUGUCUUUAGAUGACAGAGUGGAAAAUAUAAUGAGAAAGAUUCCAAAUGUCCGCCAACUGAAAAUCCAACUCUCAGCGGGAGGGUGCUCUACGGGAAACUGCAACAUAAGCCACCUUACAAAUGUAGAAACACUCGAAGUGUUUGCAGAGUCAUCACCACCGAAUCCUGUUCAGUUUUCUUUCCCCCUACGUUUAAAAGAGUUGGUCCUUGGAGGAUUGCAUCUGCCCUGGAGUAGAAUUUCAGUGAUUGAGGAACUACGCUACCUUGAGGUCCUUGUAUUACUCAGGCUGUCAUUUGUCGGAGAAAGAUGGGAGUUGACACCAGGAGGGUUCCGUGAACUCAGGUGCUUGAUUUUGGAAAACUUGGGUGUUGUCAAAUGGGAAGACGCAACAGAUAGUGGUGAUGCUUUUCUGGGUCUUCAGAAGUUAAGGUUGAGUGGGGUUUUGCUAUUGGAAAAGGUCCCUUCCCGUUUACAGUGGAUUCCACUUCUUGAAGAGAUUGAAGUACGGGACUGUACGAAGUCUCUUAAGAAGUUGGUACACAAAAUUGGGAAAAAGCAGAAGGACUGGGGAAAUAUGAAUCUGAAGAUCAUUGACUAG
Messenger RNA from Coffea eugenioides, 3456 nucleotides. Its product is annotated as putative late blight resistance protein homolog R1B-17. Gene Ontology annotation, molecular function: ADP binding. NCBI's taxonomy places the organism in Eukaryota, Viridiplantae, Streptophyta, Magnoliopsida, Gentianales, Rubiaceae. The record is from RefSeq and is a predicted model, not a curated record. The coding region runs from base 1 to 3456 and encodes 1151 amino acids. Gene Ontology annotation, biological process: defense response to other organism. The transcript has a single exon.